UUCAAUUUGGGGGAUUAGAAAUACUCUCUCAUCAGAGUCUCAAAACAAAUUGAGUGUAAAAGCAAGCAGAGAGAGAGAGAGGAGGGAUGAUGAGAGCAGUUGACGGUGCGAUUCGGAGCGUGCAUACGGCGGUCAAUAGCCCUCGCCUAACCAGAAUCUCUCUUCGCGCUCCUAAAUCGGUGGAGGUCGAAUUUGAUGAUGGCAGUGCAUAUAAUCUGUCGGCUGAAUAUUUGCGAGUAUAUAGCCCUGCAGUUGAUAGUAAGAUCAGAUCAGUCGGAGGAGAAAAGGUUAUAGCCGGGAGGCGUCAUGUUGGGAUCAUGUCUGCAGAACCUGUGGGAAACUAUGGGGUGAGAUUACUUUUCGAUGACUUGCAUAAAACAGGGAUCUUCACAUGGGAUUAUUUUUAUUAUCUUGGUAGCAACAAGUUUUCGCUCAUGAGAAACUACCUUGAAACCAUUAAGAAACACGGCCUUAGCCGUGACCCAAAACCAAGGAAGUGAAGUGUGUACUUCUAGGUGUCAGUUUGAAUGCUGGAGAAGAUCGACUGAGGCCCUUUGAGAGUGGGGAGAUAGGAUGUUCGUUCUUUUCAAUUAAGAUGAAUUGUCCGGAGUCAUUCUUCAUUCAAGAUCCUUGAUCUGCUGCAGGUGACGUAGAUUACAUUAUGCCCGAUUACAUUCUUCAAUCUUGUACCAAAUGAAAUUUAUGUUAUCUGUAGACUACCAAAUAAUAUGACACUGCUAAAUAGCUAAGAAUCUGAGAUGUUGCCCUCAAGAUUUUUGAAAACAUAGAAUUCCAUAAUCUUUGGCAAUGACAAUUUUUUUUCUCA
Molecule: messenger RNA, 826 nt
Organism: Salvia hispanica
Lineage: Eukaryota; Viridiplantae; Streptophyta; Magnoliopsida; Lamiales; Lamiaceae
Source: RefSeq, a predicted model, not a curated record